This is a messenger RNA of Aaosphaeria arxii CBS 175.79, 396 nucleotides long. RefSeq lists its product as uncharacterized. The transcript has 2 exons. The record is from RefSeq and is a predicted model, not a curated record. Lineage: Eukaryota; Fungi; Ascomycota; Dothideomycetes; Pleosporales. The coding region runs from base 1 to 396 and encodes 131 amino acids.
AUGUACAAGUCACUCACCCUCCUCGCUGCCACCUUCGGCACCACCAUGGCCGUCGCGCAAGCCAACGCCUCCCCCUCCCCAUUCAUCCCCGUCGCCGAAUCAACACCAGCCCUCGCGACCGAACAAGCCGAACUCCCAGUCAACGAAUCAUCAUCCACCGUCCUCUCGACACUUACCACCGACACCGCAGCCGCACCAGGCGUCCAGACUAUUGUCUCGACGAUCAUCGAGAACAAGGCCGGCGAGAACACAACCCUCGUCGUCGACACCGCGACCGCACCCGCUGAGGCCUCGAGUACAGGUUCCCCACGGCCCAAGAGCGACGCCCAGCAGGAGCAGCUCAGCUUCGGCGCUGCGCUACUGGCUGGUGUCGUCAUGGGUCUUACCUUCUUGUAG